AUGCUGGAGAGCACUUUGCUGGAGGCGGCGGGGCGGCCCUUGGGGGAGGCCUCGCUCCAGAUGUGGGAGCUCAACAAGCGGCUGGAGGCCUACCUGGCGCGGGUGAAGGCGCUGGAGGAGGAGAACGAGGGCCUGGCGUGGGAGCUGCAGCGCCUGCGGGGCAGCCCGGGGCCGGCGGGCGAGCAGGCGGGCUCUUGGUGGCGGGCCCGGUGCGAGGAGGAGGUGGGCGCCCGGCGCGCCGAGCUGGACGAGGCCUUCCGCCAGAAGAGCGCGGCGGAGCUGGCCCGGGCCGGCGUGGCGCAGGAGCUGCAGCGGCUGCAGAGCCGGUGCCAGAAGGAGCGCGCGGCCCGCGAAGAGGCCAAGAGGCUGCUGGCCGCCAGCAAGCAGCAGCUGGAGGAGGAGAAGCGCGGCCACCUGUGGCUGCAGGAGCGGGCGGGCCAGCUGCAGAAGGAGCUGCACGCCGCGGCCCAGGCGCACCUGGAGGAGCGCGCGCGCCUGGAGCACGACGGCGCCGCCGGCGGGCCCUGGCGCCUGGAGAGCUGCCGCCCCCCUGGGCCGCCUUUCCCGGCGGGGGAGCUGGAGGACUACUCGCGGCGGCUCUCCGAGCUGUGGCGGGGCGCCGUGGACACCUACCAGGCGGAGGUCUCGCAGCUGCAGGCCUCCCUGCGCCAGGCCAAGGAGAACCUCUGCGAGGCCGCCGAGCGCAACCGGCACAGCCACCUGCAGCUGCAGCAGCUGGAAAAGGAGCUGGCCGCCCUCCAGGGCCGCAAGGAGACGCUGCGCCAGCGCCUGGCCCACCAGUGGCAGCACCAGCAAGGAGAAGCCCACAAGCUGCAGCUGGCCGUGGAGGGGCUGGAGGAGGAGAAGCAGGGCCUGGCCCUCCGCAUCGCCCAGGUGCUGGAAGAGCAGCGCCAGCUGAUGCACCUGAAGAUGUCGCUCAGCCUGGAGGUGGCCACCUACAGGACUCUCUUGGAAGCAGAGAGCACACGGCUGCAGAUGCCAGCAGCCCCCCAAGUGGCCCUCAGCCCCCCAGAGAGCAAAUGGGAAGCAGCAAGUAAGACCAAGCGCCAAGCAGCCUCUCUGGGGUCCCGAGACCCCUGGCCGAGCCCCACGACCUUCCUGAAGGCAGGUGUGACGCCUCCGUUGCCCAAGAGCCAGAGUGGCCCCUUCAGACUCAGCACGGCCUCUGGGCUCCCCAAGAGGAAGAGAAGCCCCGUAGGGGGCUGGGAGUUCCAGAAAGCCAACUCCGCCCUGCAGCCCCAGUCGACCACAGCUUUGGAGGCGGAGGACGUCGGCCCAUCUUUCGUUGACUCCACUGCUUUGCAGUUAGGCUCCUCCCAACAAAAUGAGUUGGCCACAGCCAGCAGAGCUGGGACAGUUUCCCAGUCCUUCAUCCAUGAAUCGCUCCUGCUCUUCAACUCCAACGGGCCUCUCGUUCCAAAUGGCUUGGGAGAGCCCAGCUCAAAUGCCGAGCACAGUUGCCCACCAGGAGAAGAAGAUGGAGAUGACAUUUCAGUCCAACUGGCCACGGGGGAGUUGGGGAAGAAAGCAGAGCUCCAUGAGGAAGUGGAGGCGGAAGAGAAGACCACUGGGCAUGAGGUGCCUUUUCCCUCCCAGCUGGUCAUGGAAGCCCUAGAAAUGGCACUGCAGGAAGUGCCGGUGGGGGAGGCCUGCCUUGAAGCUGGCUUGCUUGAGGCAGCUGAAGCCCUCAACGGCAUCCCGUCUGUGGACUUUUCAUCCAUGGAAGAGGAAAAUGGGGCAGCCAUUUCUCCAAGCGCAGCAGCAUUUGAGGAGGACUCGCCAGAGCUACACAAAAGCCAGAGGGAAGUAGGGUUCCUGGAGGGUGUAGAAGGCUCUGAAGACUCCGGGGAGGCCAACGGUGGCUCGGAAGUCUGUCCUGAGCAGCAGCAAGAAGAAGCCGGCAUGUGGGUGUCUUGGCAGGCAGAACCACCCUCUCUACAAGGAACACAGUUGCUGAAGGAAGAGAGAAGUCCUUCCACCCAGCCCAACAAAGAGGGAAUUGUAUUUGACAUUCCAGUCGCUGACAACAUUGACUGCUGCAACAGAACGUGCGCGUCAGAGCAGUCUGAGAGUGGCAAUGAGCAGCCCCGUGACGUCCAGUGCAUUCUUGAGAGGGAUGAGUGGGAAGAAGGUUUCAAGCGGACAGAGCCAGCAAGUCAACUGGACACAGAGGCAAUGGCCAUUUUGAGGGGCAGCCAGGACAGCCCACAGCCUGGCACAAGCCAUCCUCCUGGGGACCAUACUGCCGGUGCCAUCGGACCAGAGUUGGAGGAGGCUGACGGAGGGGCAGAAGACCUUGAGGUGGUGAGCACAGAGGCCCUGCAUCUCUCAGAGGAUGAGGAACCAAGAGCCCUUUCGAGCCCUUCCAGGGAGAGUGAAGAAUGUGAUUUCCAGGCAGAGAUGCUGGAAAUGGAGUUCCUUCAGGCAGAAGAAUUUGCAGCCGAAACACUGUCACCCAUAAACCACUUGUUUUAUUCUGCAGAAAGUCACCAAGAGCAUCACUUUCUUGGGAUUGAGCAGGAAACCCCUGAGGAAGAAACAUCACUUCCCAAAAGAGAUUCCACCUUGCCAAAAGAGGAGGGGAGAGAGGUGGACUUGCAUGCUGAGACCUCCUGGGCUGAAGAGGCUGCCUUGAGAGAGGAACACUCAGCCCAGCAUUCCCUGUCCACUGAGCCCAGGGCCACAGAGGAGGAGGAGGAGGAAGCAGGCGCUCAGGAUCACCACCACUGGGAACCACAGAAGGAUAUUUUGGGACAUGAAGUCCUCCUUGAGGAAGGGGAGGCUUUGGGCAAGGGAGACACAAUGGAAAGGAAAGACAUGGCCACCUUGCAAGAUUGGACCUGGGAGCAACAAGAUGCCUUACAGCAGGACAACAUGGGAGGUGUUCUGAGGCUGGGGGCCUCCACGAGAGAUCAAGGGGAGGAAACAGGAGAGGCAUGUCAAGGAGACCUGCCCAUGGAGCAGCAGGCGGAAGAGGAAGAAGAGAUCACCCCCAGAGAAGAUCAUGGAGAGAAAGCAGUAGAAGCGUGUCAAGGAGACCUGUCCAUGGAGCAGCAGGUGGAAGAGGAAGAAGAGAUCACCACCAGAGAAGAUCAUGGAGAGAAAGCAGUAGAAGCGUGUCAAGGAGACCUGUCCAUGGAGCAGCAGGUGGAAGAGGAAGAAGAGAUCACCACCAGAGAAGAUCAUGGAGAUAAUGCAGUAGAAGCAUGUCAAGGAGACCUGUCCAUGGAGCAGCAGGUGGCAGAGGAAGAAGAGAUCACCACCAGAGAAGAUCAUGGAGAUAAUGCAGUAGAAGCGUGUCAAGGAGACCUGUCCAUGGAGCAGCAGGUGGCAGAGGAAGAAGAGAUCACCACCAGAGAAGAUCAUGGAGAUAAUGCAGUAGAAGCAUGUCAAGGAGACCUGUCCAUGGAGCAGCAGGUGGCAGAGGAAGAAGAGAUCACCACCAGAGAAGAUCAUGGAGAUAAUGCAGUAGAAGCAUGUCAAGGAGACCUGUCCAUGGAGCAGCAGGUAGAAGAGGAAGAAGAAAUCACCACCAGAGAAGAUCACAGAGAGAAAACAGUAGAAGCGAGUCAAGGAGACCUAUCUGUGGAGCAGCAGGUGGAAGAGGAAGAAGAGAUCACCAGUAAAAGAGAAGAAACAAUAGACACAUGUCAAGGAGACCUACCCAUGCAGCAGCAGGUGGAAGAGGAAGAUGAGAUCACCAGCAAAGAAGAUCAUGGAGAGAAAACAGUAGAAGUGUGUCAUGGAGACCUGCCCAUGCAACAGCAGGUGGAGGAAGAAGAGAUCACCACCAGAGAAGAUCACAGAGAGAAAACAGUAGAAGCAUGUCAAGGAGACCUAUCUGUGGAGCAGCAGGUGGGAGUAGAAGAAGAGAUCACCAGUAAAAGAGAAGAAACAACAGAGGCGUGUCAAGGAGACCUGCCCAUGGAGCAGCAGGUAGAAGAGGAAGAAGAGAUCACCACCAGAGAAGUUCACAGAGAGAAAACAGUAGAAGCGUGUCAAGGAGACCUAUCUGUAGAGCAGCAGGUGGAAGAUGAAGAGAUCACUGGCAAAGGAGAACAAAUAGUAGAGGCAUGCCAUGGAGACCUCCCCAUGGAGCAGCAGGUGGAAGAAGAGAUCGCCACCAAAGAAGAUCACAAAGAGAAAACAAUAGAAGCAUGUCAAGGAGAUCUGCCCAUAGAGCAGCAGGUGGAAGAUGAAGAGAUCACCAGCAAAAAAGAAGAAACAGUAGAGGCAUGUCAUGGAGACCUAUCUGUGGAGCAGCAGGUGGAAGAUGAAGAGAUCACCAUUAAAGGAGAAGAAGCAGUAGAGGCACGCCUAGGAGACCUCCCCAUGGAGCAGCAAGUCGAGGAAGACAAGAUCACCAGCAAGGAUGAUCAUAGAGAGAAAAUAGUAGAGGCAUGUCAUGGAGAUCUGUCUGUGGAGCAGCAGAUGGAAGAGAUCACCAGCAAAAGAGAAGAAACAGUAGAGGCAUCCCUUGGAGACCUGCCCAUGCAGCAGCAGGUGGAGGAAGAAGGGAUCACCAGCAAAGGAGAGGAGACAAUAGAGGUGUGUCAAGGAGACCUCUCCGUGGAGCAGCAGGUGGAGGAGGGAGAUCUUGCCGUGGCUUCCCCUGAGAGUGAUUUGCUGGAAACGAAAGAUUUGUUAACAGGGCCAGAAGCAAUGGAGGCUGAGGAGAGAGAGUCAAAGACCGGCCUUGGGGAGAAGGCAGAACCCGCGGGUCUUGUCAACAUGAGUGAGGAGCAGGAGCGCCUUGAAGCCAAACUAGUCUCCAAGACUGACACUCCGCAGACAGAAGAACAGCCUGUUGCUGCUGAGAGAGAAGAAGCCUCCCCAAACCAGCAUCCGCUGCACUUUGAGCCAAGCCUGUGCCAGGAAGCCAGCUCUGGGGGCUCAGCAAGGCAGGCCAAUGCUGCCAGUGGGCCUGAAGCAAAGUCCUGCCAUGGCCUUGAGGAGACAGGGGUGUCUUCUGAAAAUGACCCUCAGUUGCAAAGUGACCAUUCAGGGUCUGAGGUUUCCCUUGAGUCCUUCGAUGUUUCCCCAAACGCCACCCGUGAAGCAGAAGGGAUUGAAGGGGAGCUGGAAAGCAGCCGGCGUAUUAACCUGGAGGAGACGUUGCCAGACAGAACACCCUUGCAUCUCUAUGAUGAGCAGAUGUUGGCUGGGAUUGGGAGGGACGAAGAGGCAGCCGAGGUGCCCCUUUUGACCAAAGCCGGUGCCCCUUCUGCGGAGGCCCUGGAAGAAGCGGAGGAGGAGGAAACGGCAUGUCUGUCUAGUCCCCAGACAGAAAAGGAUGACGCCAGAGUCUUGGAGGGAGAUGAGGAAAGAGGGUGCUCCCCUGAAUCUGAUCCCCAACAGGAUGCUGUCCACUCAAGGGAACUCCCUCUUUCAAAAGAUCCAGAAGCAGCUAAGCCUGAGGAACUCGUCAGAGAGCAAGAGGGAGGGGAAGCUGAAAUGCCAAGUGCAGAAGACGGUUUCCCCCCGUUGGAUGCAGAACGUGAUGAACAGCCGGGGGGCGUCUUGGCCGAUGGCACUGGUGCACGAGAAGAACUUGCGUGUGGAGACACGACCCAUGAAGAGGAAAUGGGGAGCACAGGCUUUGUUUGGGAGACGGAAGUAGACAGUGUCUUUCAGCCAGAUCAGCUGGAUCUCCAGGAAGGUUUCCGGGGAGGGACUGAGAGCCCUUUGGGAUUCAGUGAUCCCAAUAAUAUCGUGUCUGAAGGCUCCCAUAAGGUCUCUCCUCUGACCAGCGUUGCCGACCUGGGAGAAAUUGUGUUGGAAGAAGAGCAGACCCCAGAGGGCACAGAGUCGGAAGGCCUGGGGUGCGAGCAGGAUGGACGGGAGGGGCCUGGCCUGGAGAGCUGCGGCCAAGAAGAGCCGACCCGAGAACAAACACACUUGCCUGAGCUGAACUCAAGUGGGACAGAAUUUGCAGAUCCUUCCGGCAAGAGGGAAGCAAGUCUCCCUGUGGACAGUUUGAGAGAUUCCGACAUCCUGGAGAUUGUAGAACAAGCCCUGGAGUUUAACCAAGAGGUCAUCAAGGCCGCUGAGCAGACUGCGGAGGCAGAGAAGUGGGCAGCCCACGGAGAGGGGGCCGACAGCAAGGGCUGCUCUCUUGCGUGGCCUGAUGUAGGGAGAUCCCAGGUUCCUACAGAGGCCCCCAAUGCCCCUUCCCCAAAUGCCAAAGACCCAAUGGGAUCGAGUCAUCUGUGGGUCGAAAGCAACAGUAACGGGCUGCAGCGGGAUCCUCGCCUGGCAGAGUUCACCCCUGAGCUACUGAAUGGCCUGGGGGGGCUUUGCUCUGGCCACAGGGCCUACGAGGUCGGCUCUUUCGGGGAAGAACUGGUGGAGGAGUUCCCCCCACUGCAGACCCUGAACGAGGCCCCGCCACAGACGCGAGCGAGUGAAGAGGCCGGCUCCCUGCAGCACACAGGGCAGGAGGGGGGCGAUGCUGGCAAGAGCCUCUUUGCUGACAGAGGGCAGUCGGCACAUGCGAAAGGAAAGGAUGUCGAGAUGGGGGCCAUUGCUGUCCCACCACGUUUCGGAGAAGAGAUUCUCCCCUUGGAGUCCAGACAACACCUGAAGCUGUGUCCUGAAGAGCAAGAAGGAUUCUGGUCUCCAGAGGACAACUGA
Molecule: messenger RNA, 6654 nt
Organism: Heteronotia binoei (common prickly gecko)
Lineage: Eukaryota; Metazoa; Chordata; Lepidosauria; Squamata; Gekkonidae
Gene: NES
Product: nestin
Exons: 4
Coding region: 1-6654 (2217 amino acids)
Biological process (GO): positive regulation of intermediate filament depolymerization
Cellular component (GO): intermediate filament
Molecular function (GO): CCR5 chemokine receptor binding; intermediate filament binding
Source: RefSeq, a predicted model, not a curated record